GCAGAAUAUUAUUCGCUAUGUCACUUGGGCUUUAACAUAUAAGAGAUGUGGCGUUGAAAAAUAUAAUAAACCGGAUUGUUAUGAACCGGAUAGUCCGGUUAUGAAUUAAUCGGUGACUAAUUAUUAGUUUUAUUACCGAUGUCUCUCGGUCUGUGGUCUCAAUGUAUACGAUUGGUCGGGUUCUGCGUUUUAGUCGUCCUCUUCCAAAAUUGAGCAUCUUCCCCAGAGUUUCACCUCUUUCUGCUUCCAUGGAUGCUUCGAAUCUCCUCAAACCUGCCUUCUCUCAAUCCAGCAGAAGUGGUAGAGGAGGAGGAAGAGGAGGAGGAGGAAAGGAUAAAAUUGAUGCACUUGGAAGACUCUUGACGAGAGUGUUGAGACACAUGGCUACUGAGCUGAGAUUGAACAUGAGAGGUGAUGGUUUUGUUAAAGUUGCAGACUUGCUUAACCUGAAUCUAAGAACAUCUGCAAAUGUUCAGUUGAAGUCUCACAACGUUGAUGAGAUUAGAGAGGCAGUGAGAAGGGACAAUAAGCAACGUUUUAGCCUCGUUGAAGAGGAUGGAGAGCUCUUGAUACGUGCUAACCAAGGCCACUCCAUCACGACGGUUGAAUCUGAAAAGUUACUUAAACCAAUAAUGUCACCGGAAGAAGCUCCAGUGUGUGUGCAUGGAACUUAUAGGAAGAAUUUGGAAUCCAUCUUAGCAUCUGGCUUAAAGCGUAUGAAUAGACUCCAUGUUCACUUUUCUUGUGGCUUGCCAACAGAUGGUGAAGUGAUAAGUGGCAUGAGAAGAGAUGUUAAUGUAUUGAUCUUCCUGGACAUCAAGAAAGCUCUUGAAGAUGGGAUUGCUUUCUACAUUUCAGACAACAAGGUGAUUCUGACUGAAGGUAUUGAUGGUGUAGUGCCUGUUGACUACUUCCUGAAGAUCGAGUCUUGGCCUAGUCGACAGCCAAUUCCUUUCUGAUUAGAUUUUCAUCAGUGACUUAUUAGAUAAACAAUUGUUACUGCCUUUAAUGUUUGAUAAUCCAUGUUGUUACUGCGUCCCGGAGUGCUGGAAAUCAAUCACGUUUUUAUCUGUUCUUUUAUCUAUUGAGAAUAGAUCAAUAUUUGAUCAUGAAUGUUGUUUCAGUUGUCGGCAGUGAAACCAAAAUGUUUGCAGCAUUGUUUUGCAGAAACAUUACAACUGGUGUUCUGUUUGUUCUUUUAUCAGUAACUUUGACAUCUAUAUUAUAAUGAUACACUUUAAAGGCUCCUUAAGGUGUCCACAUAGGUAGAUUGUGGGUCCUACUUUUCUAUAUUAAAAUAGAUAAAUUUUUUAAAAUGACUACAAACAAAGAAUAUGAGUUUAG
Messenger RNA from Eruca vesicaria subsp. sativa (arugula), 1344 nucleotides. The record is from the annotation of a GenBank genome assembly. NCBI's taxonomy places the organism in Eukaryota, Viridiplantae, Streptophyta, Magnoliopsida, Brassicales, Brassicaceae.